AUGCCGAAAGAUCGAAAAAAGGACGCCCCAGGAUUCCCGAAGUCCAUUCCGGGUACACCAAAGAUGAAACGGGAUGCCAAGAUGGCAUGUGAACCAUCAGUGGAGGCAAUACAGCAAUUUCUCGAAAAGCAAAUGGACUUUCAAAACGACUGUUUCGACAUGCUGAGAGAUCACAACUCCCACAACCCUGACAUCGAAUGGCAAAUCCAGGACGGAAUCGGCGCUAACGCAAUUCUCCCAAGAGAAAAGGCUCGGCUGAAGUUAGUCAAAAUACCGUCCUUCACUGAAACCGGCACAACCCAAUUCCCACCACACAACACACGCCUCUGCGAUGAAUUAGUCUAUCUGGCAACCAAGUCACUAAAAUUCCAGGACCGUGCCCGUUGGUACCCAUAUGACCUCAACAAAAGCGGCGACAUUAACCCAAACCGCGUGCCGUCAGGCGCGGCGCCCAUAAUCUGGGCCCAUGGCCUUCCAUUCUUCCCAGUCUAUAAAGGCUACUACAUCCUCUGCGGUCGUGAACAUGCAACCUGUAUCGGCUGGCUGAUCAACGAAUACAAUACGAGCGUCACAAAAGCCCAUCCAAUCUGGUCUGUUGGCGCGGUGGUUGCACCUGAAUCUGCAGCACGGGCUUUCCACAAGAUCGACCGCCAGAUGAGCCUCCACAAGCCGUUUGGACAGGAUGCCGAAGCUUGCUAUCGGAGUGCGGCUACCGCUCGUGACAUCCUCUCGGCUGAUCAUCACCACUGCGCGAUAGUCCCUCAUCUCAAUCUUUCCCUCCAGGUUUACCCGUUGUGGGCUUUCCACGGGUACAAUGUCCGCUGUGGCCCUCCGGACGCUUAUGGCGAAGCCACGACUGUUCAGAAAGCGUUCUUCGAUAGCAAGGGGUUGGGGGCAAAAUAUCUUUCCUUGAUUCGUCCCUAUUCAAACAUCUAUUCUGACAAACCCGAGGACUCGGCUGAGUUGAACGAUACCAGUAGCUCUGAGAAGCUCGAUGACUCUGUUAAUAUCGCAGACACGAAGGCUCCUGUUCCAAUGGUUGAGGGCAAUGACACGGUGCUUUCUCUGCCUGCUGAAACCCAUCCCCGCAAGGGACCCGCUGAUUUCAUGCAUAGUAUCGAGACACAGGAUACUGUUCCAAUUGAUGAGGAGCAUGGCACAUUGCUCGUCUUGCCCGUUGAAGCCUUCCAUACUGAUACAUCAAUGGCGGAGACAAACCUAGAAAUGGAACUGGAAAUCAAACCCCCGCCCAUCAAUCCCAUUGCUCAGAUCACUGAGAACUCCGCGGAACAGAUUGCCAUCUUGCAUUCUGCACCCUUGUUUGGACUCGAAUUACCUCCUGGGCUUGAACUUUCUUUUGGUCUUGAGUCAUCUUCUGAACCUGCACUGUCUCCUAUACUUGAACCGUCUCUUGGGGUUGAAUUAUUUCCUGGGAUUGACUCAUCUCCUACAGAUGAUGAGGUUGCUGUUUAG
This is a messenger RNA of Penicillium antarcticum, 1473 nucleotides long. RefSeq lists its product as uncharacterized. The transcript has a single exon. NCBI's taxonomy places the organism in Eukaryota, Fungi, Ascomycota, Eurotiomycetes, Eurotiales, Aspergillaceae. The record is from RefSeq and is a predicted model, not a curated record. The coding region runs from base 1 to 1473 and encodes 490 amino acids.